UUUUUUUUUUUUUUUUUUUUGGCCUUUCCUUGUUAUACAUUAAUAAAUCAACCCCCUUCUCUAUAAUUAUAUAAAAAAAAAAAAUGAAUUCCAUGCGUACCCUCAUUCGUCAGGCUGCUAAGCCCAUGGCCACCAAUGCCUUUGCUAAGCGUUCCAUUUCUUCUUCUCCUGCUUGUCUUUCUGAUGCCCUCAGUGUGCAUCGUGACACAGCUGAGAACAAUGCCAGCAUUCCCUUUGAAUUCGACGGUGAAAACAAACAACGUGUUGUAGAGAUUUUAAAGAAAUAUCCUGUUCAAUACAAGAAGGGUGCCAUCAUGCCUCUUUUAGAUUUAGGUCAAAGACAAGUUGGCUUCACCUCCAUUUCCGUCAUGAAUGAGGUUGCCCGUUUAUUGGAAGUUCCUCCUAUGCGUGUGUAUGAGGUUGCCACUUUCUACACCAUGUAUAACCGUACACCUGUUGGCAAAUACUUUUUGCAAGUCUGUACCACAACUCCUUGUCAAUUGGGUGGAUGUGGUUCUACAAAGAUCUUGAACGCCGUCAAGGAAAACCUUGGUAUCAAGGUGGGUGAGACUACCAAGGAUGGUAAGUUUACUUUAGUCGAGGUCGAGUGUGCUGGUGCCUGUGUUAACGCCCCCGUCAUGGCCAUCAAUGACGACUACUAUGAGGAUUUGACACCAGAGACUACCGAAAAGCUUUUGGAAAACUUGAAGGCUGAUAAGCCAAUCACACCCGGUCCUCAAUCUGGACGUCAUACUUGUGAGUAUGCUCCUGGUGUCUACACCACCUUGAACGAAGAACCUUAUGGUCCUGGUUUCGCUGUCCGUGCUGAUUUGUAAAGAUUAAAAAAAAAUAUAAUAUAAAAUCAUGGUGUGUGUGGGAAGAGGGAUAAACAUUUACAUAUAUAGAAAAAUAAAAAAAUUCGCAAAAAACA
Molecule: messenger RNA, 931 nt
Organism: Mucor mucedo
Lineage: Eukaryota; Fungi; Mucoromycota; Mucoromycetes; Mucorales; Mucoraceae
Product: thioredoxin-like [2Fe-2S] ferredoxin-domain-containing protein
Exons: 3
Coding region: 84-836 (250 amino acids)
Molecular function (GO): NADH dehydrogenase activity
Source: RefSeq, a predicted model, not a curated record